AUGCUUGGAACGAACCGAAUAGAUAUGCUUACUGAUGCUGCUGGUAGACAGAUUACAAUGGAUCAAGCUAUAACGGAUGAAAUUCUUGAUUUUUACAAGAAGAUUCUAGGUUUAAAUGCUGAUUAUUUACCAGACAUUGACCUAAAUAUAGUGAGGGCAUGCAACACCUUUCUUCUCAGGUUCCAAGCUGUUAUUGAGGAGGUGGUGAAUGAUGCUCAAUCUGGGUUCAUUCCAGAUAGACACAUUACAGAUAACAUUCUCCUAGCUACUGAACUCAUCAAAGGGUAUUCUAGGUCUCACAUGUCACCGAGAUGUAUUAUGAAGGUGGAUAUCAGAAAGGCUUCUGAUUCAGUGGAGUCGAGUUUCUUAGAAGCUCUUUUACAUGAACUUGGGUUUCCUAGAAUCUUUGUUGGGUGGAUCAUGGAGUAUGUGAGAAUUGUAUCUUAUGCAAUUCUAGUGAAUGGUGUCCCUUCCCUUCCUUUGAGGGCAAGAAAAGGUCUUAGACAGGAGUUCCUCUCUCCCCCUUCCUCUUUGCCUUAA
This is a messenger RNA of Beta vulgaris subsp. vulgaris (sugar beet), 540 nucleotides long. RefSeq lists its product as uncharacterized. The coding region runs from base 1 to 540 and encodes 179 amino acids. The transcript is spliced from 2 exons. The record is from RefSeq and is a predicted model, not a curated record. Lineage: Eukaryota; Viridiplantae; Streptophyta; Magnoliopsida; Caryophyllales; Amaranthaceae.